AUUGUAAUCAUCGAUUGGUUGGUUGAAAUUUUUAGUACCAAAUUAGCUUCCUUCCAUCAUGAUUAUGGACUUCAACAUACCCUACUAAGGAAUCAGAUUUUGUUUAGCUAUAGUGAAAUUCAAUGGGGCAUUCCGACGAUCUUUGCAACAUAGAAGGGGACGGAGAUGGGAGAAGUAAUAACGGUGCUUCUGAUGCUCCGUCAACAUCGGCGGCGACUAGCUCUGCUUACAAGUUGUUCGGCCGGGAAACCUCUUUCCACCAGAUGAUGGGCGGCGGAAAAGCUGCUGACGUUAUAUUGUGGAGGCGGAGGCGUGUCUCUUUUGGCAUCAUUGUUGCUGCUACAGUCGCAUGGAUCAUCUUUGAGUAUUCAGAGUUACCUUUCUUGUCAGUUUCUUCUGAUGUUUUACUGAUUCUGAUAGUUCUGCUCUUUCUCCGUGCGAACUAUGCAGCCUUCAGGAAGAAACAACUCCCAGCAUUACCAGAGUUAGUCUUGUCAGAAGAAAUGGUUAAUAAUGCUGCAGCAUCAUUUCGGGUCAAAAUUAAUUAUAUGCUUCUCAUGGCUCAUGAUAUCACUCUUGGCAAAGAUUUCAAACUCUUCUUCAAGGUAGUUAUUGUUCUGUGGCUUCUAUCUGUCAUAGGAAGCGUAAUAUCUUUCUUCACACUUGCAUAUAUUGGAACGAUAAUAUUCAUUACUGUGCCUGCCUUGUAUAAUAAAUUUGAAGACCAAGUGGAUCGAUAUGCUGGAAAGAUCCACAGGCAAUUUUCAAGGCACUACAAAAUAGUGGAUGAGAGCAUUAGCAGGCUGCCCCGGAGUAUCUCCAAGGACAAAGAACUAUAGAGUCUUCUUUUACCAAGUAGGAGCAUGUUGAUUUGCAUGAGACAAACCUUUUAGGUGUGCAUUCCUUUGAUCCUGAUUCUCCUUUUCCAUAGAAUGAGGAUGAUCUGGAAAUCUUUCCUGUUUCCAAACUUCAGUUUGGAUUUUCAGAAUUAAGCUAACAAUGGCAAUUGUCACCGACUCUCACCAUCUACGCUGUCCUUGUGGCAGGUGUUACAUAGUACAGAUUUUUGUAAACAGCUUGUAUUUUUUGUGUGUUGUUGUUGAAAUGUUAACAUCUCGGAUAGAUAACUCUUUUUUUUACAAGUUUAACAAGCACUUCAAAAAAUGAA
Molecule: messenger RNA, 1168 nt
Organism: Solanum verrucosum
Lineage: Eukaryota; Viridiplantae; Streptophyta; Magnoliopsida; Solanales; Solanaceae
Product: reticulon-like protein B16
Exons: 6
Coding region: 123-839 (238 amino acids)
Source: RefSeq, a predicted model, not a curated record